Rhincodon typus (whale shark) is the source of this 1522-nucleotide messenger RNA. It is a transcript of the gene ctsl.1, whose product is annotated as cathepsin L.1. Gene Ontology annotation, molecular function: cysteine-type endopeptidase activity. The transcript is spliced from 9 exons. The record is from RefSeq and is a predicted model, not a curated record. Bases 110 to 1102 code for a protein of 330 amino acids. Gene Ontology annotation, cellular component: lysosome. Gene Ontology annotation, biological process: immune response. NCBI's taxonomy places the organism in Eukaryota, Metazoa, Chordata, Chondrichthyes, Orectolobiformes, Rhincodontidae.
AGUUAGGCAAGCAUUUAAAAAGUCUGUGCAUUUUCUUGAUUCUGUCAUUUGAGGUUUUAGUUUCUGAAGUCUAGCCUCAAUAGAUCUUUGGUAAAAAGGCAUCCACAGAAUGAAGUUUGUGAUUUUAGCAGCUACUGUGGCAUUAGCAAACACUCUCUCUGUUGAAGAUUUGGAAUGGAUUGCUUGGAAAAAGAAAUUUGGCAAAUUAUACUCUUCUCCUGAAGAGGUAGACCAUCGUAAGGAGAUCUGGCUGACUAACCGGAAGACGGUUAUAGCACACAAUAUGCUGGCAGAGCAGGGGUUAUAUAACUACCGACUGGGAAUGAACUCUUUUGCUGACCUGGAAAACGAAGAAUAUAAAAAAUUGGUGCUUGGCAACUGCUUGAGAAACACAAAUUCUACAAAGCAUACCACAUUCCAUUCCCUGCCCUUCAAUAAUGUUGGUCUUCCAGACAAGGUGGACUGGAGAGAUAAAGGUUACGUCACUGCUGUGAAAAACCAAGAAGAUUGUGGCUCCUGCUGGGCGUUCAGUGCAACUGGAUCUUUGGAAGGACAGCACUUUAGGAAGACUGGUAACUUAGUUUCUCUGAGUGAACAGCAGCUAGUUGACUGCUCCCGUGAUUAUGGAAAUCAAGGCUGUGAUGGUGGAUUUAUGGAUUAUGCCUUUCGUUACAUAAUAGCCAAUGAAGGAAUUGACACUGAGGAAUCCUAUCCAUACACUGCAGAGGAUGGGCCAUGCAGGUUCAAUCCAGAAACUAUUGGUGCUGUUUGCAAUGGGUAUACUGACCUACCCGAGGGAAGCGAGGCCUAUUUGCAAUUGGCAGUGGCAUACCAAGGGCCAAUCUCCGUUGCCAUUGAUGCAGGUCAUUUAUCUUUCCAGUUAUAUUCCUCAGGAUUGUAUGAUGAGCCAUUGUGUAGCAGUGAAGAGCUCAAUCAUGGUGUUCUAGCUGUUGGGUACGGAACAUUAUAUGGAAAUGACUACUGGCUGGUUAAGAACAGCUGGGGUACAGAUUGGGGUGUUGAAGGAUAUAUUUACAUGUCAAGGAACAAGAAUAAUCAAUGUGGAAUAGCGUCUGCUGCCAGCUUUCCUGUCAUAUUUUGAAACCCUCAGCAAUCUCAAAAUGGUGCCAUGCUGAACACUGAAGGAUACUAACAUAAAAUAUUACAGCAUACUUUUGAACCCCAAUUACUUUUGAUAAAUUGUAUAAUGCGUUAAAACCCAUUGCUGGAUACACUUUUUUUACUAAUUUAGUUUCUCACUGGCAACGAAACCGUACUGUUUAUGCAUAAUGAUAUUUGAUGUACAGAACCAUUAUAUUUUUUGUGUUUUCUUUAACAAGAUUUGAUUGUGUUUUGUAUGUUGAAGAUGUCAUGCACAUUUUGAAGUCCUUUAUGCCAUUAUGCUAUAGUCAGUCCAUUAUAUUCUCCACAAUAUUCUGGAAAGAUAACUGGUUUUGUCUGGUAAUGCUGCUGUUCUAUGCUACUGUUCUACAUGGCAAUAAAUCUAUCAUGUUAACUUCAA